This is a messenger RNA of Lemur catta (Ring-tailed lemur), 2753 nucleotides long. It is a transcript of the gene ZNF607, whose product is annotated as zinc finger protein 607. Gene Ontology annotation, molecular function: DNA-binding transcription factor activity; RNA polymerase II cis-regulatory region sequence-specific DNA binding. The record is from RefSeq and is a predicted model, not a curated record. Gene Ontology annotation, biological process: regulation of transcription by RNA polymerase II. NCBI's taxonomy places the organism in Eukaryota, Metazoa, Chordata, Mammalia, Primates, Lemuridae.
ACUCGGGCGGUCCUAGUGGUCACCGGUCGCAUUUCUUCGAGGUUUUUACGACCCUGGGAUCCAUUUCUCACAGUGGAUUGCGGUCGUGACUAUUCUAGCUUGGACUACAUUUCACUCAGGCGAUGGUGCAAACUGGAACCUCUUGCUCCGUUUCCGGCAUCUCUGGUUGCGCGCUGCGCGUGCCCUGAUGCCACCUGAGGAAUACGCCGGCGUGGGUCGCUGCGGGAAAGACACCGCAGCCCGCGCGGGGCCCUUGAUGGCGGGAUCCAUAACUUUCGGGUAUGUGGUCAUAAACUUCUCUCGUCAUGAGUGGGAAUAUCUAGACCUGGUCCAGAAGACCUUGUACCGGGAUGUGAUAAUGGAGAACUAUGGUAACUUUGUUUCACUGGGACAUUCUAUGUCUAAGCCAGACAUAAUUACCUUAUUGGAGCAAGGAAAAGAGCCCUGGAUGGUUGUGACAGAAGAAUCAAGAAGAGAGUGUACAGAUUUGGAUUCAAGGUGUGAAAUAAUCAGUGUUGGAAAAAUGAACAUUUAUAGGAAACACUCAUCUGUUACUCUACAGCAGAGAAUUCAUAAAGGAGAGAAAUCAUACGAAUGUAAGGAAUGUCAAAAGGUUUUUUGUCAUCUUACAGAAUUUACUGUACACCAGAGAAUUCAUACUAGUGAGAAACCUGAUCAAUGUGAAGAGUUUGAGAAGGCAUUGAGCCAUCUUACAGACUUUAGAGAACAUGAGAAAAUUCAUACUCUUGAGAAACCUUAUGAAAGUAAAGAAGGUGGGAAGGCCUUUAGUCAUCCUGCAAACCUUGCUAAACAUGGAAAAGUUCAUGCUAAGAAACUAUGCAAAGAGUGUGGGCAAGCUUUUAGGAGUAGCCAUCAACUUACUGUGCAUAAUAGAUUUCAUACUGGUGAGAAACCGUAGGAAUGUAAGGAAUGUGGGAAGGCCUUUAGUGUGUCUGGACGACUUAGGCGACAUCAGAGUAUUCACACUGGUGAGAAACCCUUUGAAUGUAACAAACGUGGGAAGUCCUUUAGGCUCAAAUCAGGCCUUAAAUCACAUCAGAGUAUUCCUACUGGAGAGAAGCCCUAUGAAUGUAAGGAACGUGGGAAGGCCUUUAGAUGUAGGUAUCAACUUACCAUACAUCAGAGAAUUUAUACUAGGGAGAAACCUCAUGAAUGUAAAGAGUAUGGGGAGGCUUUUAAUAGUAGCCAUCUACUUACUACACAUCAUACAUUAGAUAGUGUUGAAAAACCGUAUAAAUGUAAGGAAUGUGGAAAGGCCUUUAGCGUGUAUGGACGACUUACUCGACAUUAGAGUAUUCAUAAUGGUAAGAAACCCUUUCAAUGUAACAAAUGAGGGAAAUCCUUUAGGCUCAAUUCAUACCUUAAAUUACAUCAGAAUAUUCAUACUGGUGAGAGACCCUAUGAAUGUAAGGAAUGUGGGAAGGCCUUUAGUCAACAGGCACACCUUGCACAUCAUAACAGAAUUCAUACUGGUUACAAACCCUUCGAAUGCAAAGAAUGCGGGAAGUCCUUUCGUAGUGCCUCGUAUCUUGUUAGACAUGAGAGAAUUCAUACUGGGGAGAAACCGUAUAUAUGUCAAGAGUGCGGGAAAGCUUUUAUUUAUAGCCAUAAACUUACUAUACAUCUUCAGGUUCACACUGGUGAGAAACCUUAUGAAUGUAAGGAAUGUGGGAAGGUCUUUAGUGUGUCUGGACAACUUACUCAGCAUCAGCUUAUUCAUAAUGGUAGAAAACCCUUUGAAUGUAACAAAUGUGGGAAGUCCUUCAGGCUCAUUUCAAAACUUAAAGUUCAUCAGAAUACUCACAGUGAUGAGAAACCCUAUGAAUGUAAGGAAUGUGGGAAGGCCUUUCAUCAUGCCACAAGCCUCAUAUAUCAUGACCAAAUUCAUACUGGUAAAAAGUCAUGCGAAUGUAAAGAUUGUGGGGAGACUUUUAGUCAUGCCUUACAGCGAAUUCAUGAAAGAAUUCAUACUGGUGAUAAACCCUAUGAAUGUAAAGAAUGUGGGAAGGCAUUUCAUUGUGCCUUGUAUCUUGUUAGACAUGAGAAGAUCCACACUGGUGAAAAUCCCUAUGUAUGUCAAGAUUGCGGGAAAGCUUUUAGUUACAGCCAUGAACUUACUAUACAUCAUAAAGUUCAUACUGGUGAUAAACCCUUUGAAUGUAAUAAAUGCAGAAGGUCCUUUAGGCUUAGUUCCAUCCUGAAAGUACAUCAGAGAAUUCAUACUGGGUAGAGACAUUGGGGCAUGUCACAUGUACAUAUGUAAAUUAAGUAUACUGCAUCAGUGGAUUUAUACCACUAAGAAACUAUUUGAAUGAAGACAAUAUGGGAAGGCUUUUAGAUACAGUUCAGUUCUUACUAGGAAUCAGUUUGUAGUAGAGGAAAUAAGCCAGGCACAGAAAGACAAAUAUUACAUGAUCUCACUUACCUGUGUAAUCUACAAAAGUCAAACUUACAGAAGUAGAGAGUAGAAUGGUAGUUAGUAGAGGAUUGUGGGGACAGGCGCAUGGGGAAAGGGGGAGAUGUAGAGAUAGAAGGGUACAAAAUUUCAGAUAGGAGGAAUAAGCUUUAGUAUCUAUUAUACCAAGUGGUGAGUAUAAUAAAUAAUAAUGUAUGUUUCAAAAUUACUAAAGGAAUAGAUUAUACAUGUUCUCACACAAAAAAAAUAAGUAUGUGAGAUGACUGAUUUGCUAAUCAGCUUGAUUUACUCAUUCCACGAUGUAAACAUAUAUCAA